AAUAUACAAUAGGGAAAUAAAAGCUCAACAAUGGUUAAACAAAGGAAUAGCUAAAGUAAAAUUGGAAAAUAUGAGAUAUAGGAGAAACAUCAUGAAGGCAAAAGGAGAGAACGAAUUGAUAUCAUUAUCUUUAUUAUCUUUUAAUAUGGGUACAGUUGUGUCUUAUAAAGGAUUCAAAAUGUAUGUAAUGCCGUCACCUCAAUUACCUUUAAAUAUAACAAAAUUAAAUAAUAUUAAAGGGGAACUGAAAUAUGAAAUGUCACUUUUAGAAAAAAAUAUUCCAACUUAUAAUUUGUUCAAAAAUGCAAAUGUAAGAAACUCUUUUAUAACACCAUAUUAUAAAGAAAAUAAUUAUAUAUUUUUUAAUAUCAAUUUAAUGUUGUGUGAAUGUAAAAGUAAAAGUGAUAGUAUUUUUACACAUUCUGAAUUGGACCACUUGGAUAUCGAGAGUAUACCUAGUGCAGGUGAAAGGUGCUAUAAUGUUCCGCCUGUUUAUUCCAAUCUGCUGAAGGUACAAAAUAAUAUUUGUUUAUACAUAGAAAUAUCAGAUGAGCGUAAGACAGAUAAAGAGAUGUACGAGAAAAAAGUCGAUAUAUAUUUAGAGAAGGUUGUUAUAGAGCUGGAGAAAAUACAUUUUAACGUCCCGUUUGAUACUGUUUCCUUAAAAAUGUAUUUACAAAAUAAAGGUUUAAGAAUAAGACAUCUUGGGAGGAUGUUGAAAUUUGUUACUUAUAAAUGGUUAUAUAAUAUAAUUUCAUAUGAGAUAUUUAUACGUUGUGUAAAAAAGUUUAUAUAUCGUUGCAUACGUGAAAUGUCUAUAUUUUAUAAGAAGAAAGUGACAGAAUAUAUAUAUCAAUAUAAACAAAAUUAUGAAAAAAAUGAGAUUAGAAAUAUGAGGGAACAAGAAUUAAUAAGUAACCUUUUUCGAGUAGAUAAGAGUAGUAAAAAGAAAAAGAAGAUGGAUUUUUUAUAUUUAAAUCAAAAGGAAGCAAAUGAAGACAUGAAUACAAAAAGUAAUUAUAAUAUUUGUAAUAAAAUAAAUGAAGUAUUAGAUGAUAUGUCAUUAUAUGAUACGGAUGAAUCUACAUGUAGUGAUAAUACAUAUGAUAAUAGUAAUAGGAAAAUAUUUUAUUAUAAAAACAAAGAAGAUAAGAAGAAAGACAAAAAGAUAAGUCAUAGUUUAUUGUAUAUAUAUGAAAUGGGAAAUGAUAAGAAUAUCAUUGAAAACCGUUUGAAGUUUGAUAAUUUAUCCUUAUUUUCAAUUAUAUUUAAUUUUGAUAUUUUCAGAAAAUAUACCAAUAAAGAAAUGUAUAUAUUAAAAAGGGUCAAUGAAAAGAAAAGAGAUGUUUUAGAUAAUUAUAUAAUAAUUAAAAAGAUAUACAAAGGAAAUAUUAGUUUAAUCGAUAUGUUCAUAAUAAAUAUUUUUAAUAUAUUAUUGACAAAACAUAAUUAUAAUAAAAAGGAUUUUUUAUUAGAAAUAAAUAAGAUAUGUUAUGAAUUAUAUAAAAUAAAUAAAUCAUAUUCGUGUGAAGAAAUUCAAGAUAAUUAUAUAUAUGAUAAUUUACAAAAAUGUCUAGGUAUAUUAUAUUUUCCAUCUUUAAUAGAAUAUGAUGAAGAAAUUAAGAAGAGGAGUACAUUUUUUCAUUUGUAUGAUUUAAAGAGUUAUAAUAUAAGAAUCAAACGAUCGUUCAAUAUUUAUUACAUAGAUUUUGUUACAAAUAGGUAUAUAUAUAAUUAUGAAAAUAUUCACUUAGAUAUAUGUGUAGAAAAUAAGAGAUUAUUAUCAAUACUAAUAUUUUAUACAUUCGUAUAUUAUUAUAAUAAUAAUAAUGUGAGUAAGAAUAGUUUAUGUAUGGGCAAUUUAAAAUGGGAAGAUCUUGAAAAUGUGUUAUUACAAUCUGGUAGACAUAAAAAAUUUUAUGAUAAAAUAUAUAAUGAAAAGAUAAAUCUUCUUUUAAGAUCAAAGGAUAAUAUAACAUUAUUUAACAAUACAGAUUAUUUUACUUUUUAUGGUUUAUUAAAUAUAGUAGCUCAAGGAAUAAAGAUGCGACUUUUUAGAAUGGCGAUGAAUAAAUCGUUUUAUCUAUUUAGAUAUAUAUCUGAAAAUAGUGUUAUGUCUAUAUAUAUACGUUUAAUGUGGUUAUCUAUAUAUAUGUUCUUACGAUAUUAUGUUUCUGAAGGUUGUGUUUUAGACGGUCCACAUAAAAAGAAUGAUAUAUGUUUUAAAGAUGAUAAAAUUGGAAAUGGAAACUUAACCAAUGAUAUUAAAGAAAUUAAAAAAAUUGAUAAGGAUAAAGAGCGAUUUAAAGAUGAUAAUUAUGAUGAUAAUAAUAAUAAUAAUGAUGGUGAUCAUGUAUUGUUGAAAAAAAAGAAAAAAAUAUUUUUUAAAAUUGAAAGGGAUGAAAAAAGAUGUGACACAACAUGUCAAUCGACAGUAUAUAGUGAUAAUAUAUCUAAAAGUAAUGUUUAUGAAAAAUGUGUGCAAUAUACCUCAGAUAAUUCUGUUGAUAUAUGCGAGAAAGAUAUGACUAUGUUUGGAAAGAUACAUGUAUAUAAAAGAACGUAUGAGAUAUGUUCGAUAAUAUUGAAGAAUUAUUUUGUGUAUUAUCAUCCUUUAUAUUUAGAUUUUUAUUUAUCCUUUGCCUGGUACAAUAAGGGUUCAAAUAAUGAGAAAGCGUUUCUUCACUUCUUGAGAGAAUUCAUAUUACUACAAAUCAAUGUAUGCUCAAAAAGGUGUAGGGAAAAGAAGAUGGAAAUUCUAAAAAUGAAUGAGAAUUUCGAGCAUCUUGUUUAUUCGAUAAUUUUUAAGAAUAACAAAGAGGAGGAAGAUAAUAAAAAUAAAUAUGAUAUAAAUGAAAAUGUGAAUAUAAGAAGGAUGGAUAAUUAUAUUUCUUCAACAUUUUUAAAUGAUAUAUGUUAUCCUCACUGUAAUAUAUAUAAUGAGAAUAAAAAUUUUGAUAUUUUAAAAAAUUUUAAUUUUUUGAAAUCUAAUAUUCUUUUGGCUAGUUCAUUACACUAUUUCAUUAAUUCAUUAUUUUAUUAUUACAAUAAUGAUGAUUUUAUAAAUAAAUAUAAGAGUACUGAUUUUAUUUUUGAUAGUAUACUCUUAUGCAUAAAGUCUUUGGAGAGUGUCAAGAGAACAUAUAGAUUAUCUAGUUAUACUGAGAAAGGUUUUGGAAUUGCAUGUCUGGACAUUUCUUUGAUGAUAAUAAAAUUGAAGUUAAAGCAUCCGAAGUUUUUAGAAAAGAAAAGUAAUUGGAUGUUGUAUGCUCUUCAUAAUGCGAUUGAGGCGCAAGAGGUGUUGAAGCACCAUUGUGGUGAUAAUCACAUAGACACCAUAAAAUGUAGAUACACACUGGGACUAAUAUACAUAUAUUUUAAUAAUUUCGAAUGUAUGAAUAUGUUAGAAGACGUUCUUUAUCAUAUAAAAAAUUAUGAGUAUACAUAUGAAGAUAAUAAUAUUUUAAGUAAUACCUUUUGGUAUAUUCCAGAUAAAUAUAAGGACAGCUUAAAUUGUAUGAAUAGAGAAAAGCUUAUAUUAGAUAAAAGAAAAAUAAAAUGUUUUUUAUUUUAUAUGUGGUUAAAUAUAUUUAUUCCUUUGGAAUAUGCAAAAAAAAUUAUGAAUAUAUUAUUUAUGUUAUAUUCAAUGGAUAUAUAUAAGAAGAAAAAGAAGGAAAAGUUAAAUUAUAAAGAUAAUACCUUUUUUAAGCAAGAGCAAAUAGAAUCUUAUGAACAGAUAAUAUCGUUUAUAAAAAAUUAUAAAUAUAUUUAUAAAAAGGAUGACUUAUUUUUGAAUUUGGAAGAAUAUGAUCAUUUAUUAAAAAGUAACGAAAAAAUAUACUUAAAAAGGAAGGAAAUGGAGAAUAGAAAAAGAAAGAAAAAGGAGAUGGAAAGGUACAAUAUAUAUAGUAAUAAUAAUAAUAAUAAUAAUAUUGAUGAUGCUAAUUAUUUUAAUAAUAUUCAAGUUGAAAAAAAAGAAAUUGGGUAUUUCAAAUUAAAAGGUAUUAUUGGAUGUAGUAAUAGUAUUUUUGAUGAAUCCCCAAAUUAUAAGAUGAAUAAAGAGAUAGAUAAUAAGGACAUAUUAUUUUAUUUACAUAAUGAAAAGAAAAAUAACGAAUAUUAUAGUAUAACAUCUUGUUUCUUAAAAGAAUUUAUAGAUAUAGUAGAAAUGGAGUCUCAUUUAUUAUAUGAUGAGGAAAAAUAUUUGAAUGAAUAUAAAUCAUAUACGAAUAUGGAAAAAAAGACAAAAAUGUAUUCGUUGUUGAAGAAAUUAUUAAAAAUAAAGGGGAAAAUAAAGAAAAGAAAUCGGAAAAAUAAAGACUAUGAUAAUUAUAUGGAUCAUAUUAAUAAAUAUAAUGAUAAACCUAACUAUUUUGAUGAUAAUAAAAGGCACUAUAAGAGUAAAAACAUAAAUUCUUUUAUAGAAUAUAGUGAUAAAGAUGAUACACUUUCAUUUUUAAAUUCAAAUCAAACAUGGAGUGAUACCUCAUCCAAUUACUCUGAUAUUGUUAGAAAUAUAAGUGAUCAUAUAUCCAAUGAUAAUAUGAAGAAAAAAGAAAAAAAAAAGAAAAAUACUUUUCAUGGGUUUCUAAUGCCCUAUGAUAAUAAUAAGAAAAGGAGAGAUAAGGUUAAGAAAUUUAAAAUAAAAAAGGACAUCAAUAUUUUUAUGAGCAUAAUGUAUUAUUUUCUAAAUUAUGAAACUUUCCAAAAAUUUUACCUCAAAAUAUAA
Molecule: messenger RNA, 4729 nt
Organism: Plasmodium reichenowi
Lineage: Eukaryota; Apicomplexa; Aconoidasida; Haemosporida; Plasmodiidae
Exons: 6
Source: RefSeq, a predicted model, not a curated record